GCGGCAUCGUCUUACUCAGACGACUACUCAGACGACGACUCUCACCUUAUUGUUGAAAUCAAAUCGGUUGUCAAUUCGUGUCUGUGUAAAGUGGUCGCCACGAUGGCUCCAAAUUUGGAGGGACCGGUAAUGUCUGCCAACGCCGGAAACAUUCCUACCGUCACUCCAUUGGCAUAUACUGCUUCCGGUCGUGCAACUACAAAUGUCCUUUUAGUCAAGGAUUAUGUCGGCAAAACCCGUCCAUCUGUAUACAGUCUGCCGGGCCUGAACCAUGUGUAUGGCAAAAGAGUUGAGAGAGACCCCAAUGAGUCCACUGCUACAGUUCUUCAGCACUGGCAUGUUCGUGCCCUUUCCAAAGACUCAGCGCCAGCUCUGGACUACAUUGCGAUGAAUCGCAACAGCGCCAAGCAAGGUAUAAUCAACCCCAAAGCCAUUCGGACCUAUCGGAAGCUUCAUCCGGUCCAUGUCGGCACGGAGGAGCAUCAUCUAGGCGGUCUCAAGACUAUGAACGGCGGGAACGCUUUGUACAGGAAGGCUCCCUUACCUAGUGACCACGAUCAGUGGUUUACAUAUGGAAAGCCCACCAGACCGUCAACCCCCGUCGCGGCUCUGAUGACCGACAAGUAUCAACGAGAAUGGUUGGAACAGCAGGAGGCAAACGAGAAAACGAGUCUUCCCAAGGUAAAAGCCAAGAAGAAGAAGCAGGUUAACUCUGUUCAACAGCGGUCUCAAAAGGCUGCCCCUCUCACAACACUCUCCAUCGCGGAGCGCGAUCCUUGGAGUCUUUGGAAAAUGAGUCGUUUCCAAAAAGUGCCUGCUGAUAUUAACAGCUGGAGGUCAAAGGACGAUCCUGCGAUGAACUUUGAACCACACCCCAAGCCUGUAUUCCGCGUGGUCAACGACAAAUGGCUCGGCGUUCAGCCUCGUGAACUCACCCGUCCAAUCUAUAUGCAAGACGAUCUGGAGGCACAGGCCGCCGCCGUUGCUGCACAGCCGUACAAGCCUAAAAGCGGUGGAAAAAAGAAGGCCAAAUCAACAGGAAAAGAAGUCCGCUUCGCCAUUCGUGACUGGAAAGAUUCGGAGGGGAACGUAGCCGUGUCAGCAACUGUUUCACCCUCUGUGGAGAUUCCUUCUGGAGCCGUCAAAGAAUCAAACAUCACGACAACAGAAGUGCAAACCAGUCCAGCGUCGGUCACGACCAAAAAAACCGAAGUUCAAAAGACUUUGACUGGAGCGUCCUUCAAAUCUGAAGUGUCUCACACCUACCCCACCGCGGAAACGUCAACGAUUCAGUCUACAGAACAGAAGAACGGUGAGGUGCCAAAGACGGUUGUCACCGAGGUCGCAAAAGAUCCCGCGACCGGACUUCAGUUCGCUGAGACCUAUGUGCCUGGCACGGCACCUGGUCCUGACGGCAAGCCCGCGGUUGUAACCUCGGGUAUUGUGAAGAAAGAAGACAUGAAGGAGCUUCCUGCUCUUCCCCAAAGGACGGGACAAUAUGCUGCUGUAGAGGGAACGAUCAAAGUUUAGUCGCCAAGAUACAUAUUAGUGCCCAAGGGGCAUAGCCUGAGAUAGUCGUUUCCUGCCCUUUCUGUAUAACUCGUUUGGUUUGCCAAUAAAUAGCUGAUUUUAUCCUA
Messenger RNA from Spizellomyces punctatus DAOM BR117, 1637 nucleotides. RefSeq lists its product as uncharacterized. Bases 103 to 1530 code for a protein of 475 amino acids. Lineage: Eukaryota; Fungi; Chytridiomycota; Chytridiomycetes; Spizellomycetales; Spizellomycetaceae. The record is from RefSeq and is a predicted model, not a curated record. The transcript is spliced from 4 exons.